AUGACGGUACCGGCGAAGGGGGAUGAGUUGGUGCCACACCCGGUGAAAGACCAGCUCACCGGCAUUGAUUACUGUGUCAACAGCAACCCUUCUUGGCUCGAAGCAGUAAUUCUGGGAUUUCAGCACUUCCUGGUGAUGAUAGGGACUACAGUCAUCAUCGCCACCAUCAUUGUUCCCCAAAUGGGCGGUGGUAAUGUAGAGAAAGCUCAAGUGAUACAAACUAUGCUCUUUGUCUCAGGAGUGAAUACAUUGUUACAGACUUGGUUAGGAACCCGGCUUCCGGUCGUGAUGCGGGGAUCAUUCACUUACAUAAUCCCAGCUCUUUUUGUUGCUUUAGCCACUAGAUUCAACGUAUAUGUUAAUCCUCGUCAGAGAUUCAAAAACACGAUGAGGGCAGUUCAAGGGGCUGUCAUGCUAUCAGCCAUCCUCCCAAUAUUGAUUGGUUUUUUGGGUCUUUGGAGAAUUGUCGUGAGGUUCAUUAGCCCUCUUUCCGCUGUUCCUUUGGUAACUCUGGUUGGCCUUGGGCUUUAUGAACACGGCUUCCCUCUGCUGGCGCAAUGUAUCGAGAUUGGUCUUCCAGAAUUAAUUAUUCUGGUUCUAUUAUCUCAGUAUACGCCUCACUUCUAUAAAUUGAACCGCCCCAUCUUCGAUCGAUUUGCUGUCCUAAUCGCUGUAGGACUGGUAUGGGCAUAUGCUGCACUUUUGACUGUUGCUGGUGCAUACAAAAAUAGCCCCCCACAAACUCAGUUCAGUUGUCGUGUUGAUCGAUCUGGGCUUAUAAGUGGAGCUUCAUGGAUAAGAUUCCCGUAUCCAUGGCAAUGGGGUACUCCCAGUCUGCACGUUGGGGAAGCUAUUCUGAUGCUGGCAGCUGCUUUUGUUUCUGUUGUUGAGUCUACCGGGGCGUUUAUCGCAGCAGCAAGAUUUGGGAGCGCCACUCAUACUCCGCCUUCCGUUUUGAGCCGUGGUGUUGGCUGGCUGGGGAUAGCCAUUUUGUUUGAUGGAUUAUGGGGGACAGGAAGUGGAUCGACUGUAUCAGUUGAAAAUGUUGGUCUGCUGGCAUUGACGCGUGUUGGAAGCAGAAGAGUAAUCCAAAUAUCAGCUGUUUUUAUGCUUUUCUUCUCCAUAUUAGGGAAAUUUGGAGCUGUUCUCGCUUCUAUUCCAUUGCCUAUUGUUGGAGCACUCUACUGCGUGUUGUUCGCUUUGAUGUGUACGUAUGUUCUUGGUCUACUUCAAUUCUGCAACCUCAAUAGCUUCAGAACCAAGUUUAUAUUAGGCUUCUCUCUUCAUGGGCCUUUCAGUACGCAGUACUUUAACGGCUAUGUUUUAACAAGCGGCCAUGCCCCGUCACACACAUUCCUCUGGUUCAACAAAUUGAUGACGGUGAUCUUCACAUCCCCGGCUACCGUAGCGGGCAUUGUGGCCUUAUUCUUGGACAUGACGCUGGCACGCAAGCACAGUCUAACCAGGAAAGACAGCGGUAGGCACUGGUGGGCAAAGUACAGGACCUUUGAGAGAGAUCCCAGAAGUGAAGAAUUCUAUGGUCUCCCUUUUGGCCUUACAAAAUAUUUCCCCUCAGUUUAAUCACAUACAUUCAACAUUGCCGCUUCAUCAUACACUCGCAGCAGUACAAU
Molecule: messenger RNA, 1631 nt
Organism: Coffea eugenioides
Lineage: Eukaryota; Viridiplantae; Streptophyta; Magnoliopsida; Gentianales; Rubiaceae
Product: nucleobase-ascorbate transporter 7
Biological process (GO): transmembrane transport
Cellular component (GO): membrane
Molecular function (GO): transmembrane transporter activity
Source: RefSeq, a predicted model, not a curated record